Messenger RNA from Schizophyllum commune H4-8, 1665 nucleotides. Its product is annotated as gamma-glutamyltranspeptidase. NCBI's taxonomy places the organism in Eukaryota, Fungi, Basidiomycota, Agaricomycetes, Agaricales, Schizophyllaceae. The record is from RefSeq and is a predicted model, not a curated record. The transcript is spliced from 10 exons. Gene Ontology annotation, cellular component: plasma membrane. Gene Ontology annotation, molecular function: glutathione gamma-glutamate hydrolase. Gene Ontology annotation, biological process: glutathione catabolic process. Bases 1 to 1665 code for a protein of 554 amino acids.
AUGGAUGGACGUCCCUCCCGAGGCGCUAUCGCUUCCGAGAACAAGGUAGCCUCAGCCAUCGGCGCUCAAAUACUACGUGAAGGAGGAAGCGCUGUAGACGCCGCAAUCGCAACUACACUCGCUGUUGGCACUCUCUGCUCGGAUAACUCAGGCAUUGGCGGGGGCGGCUUCGCCCUUAUCAGGACGCCUAAGGGCGACCACGAGAGUCUCAACUUCCGUCCAGCAGCGCCUGCCGCUGUGACCUCGAAGAUGUACCUCGAUAAGCCCGGGGCUAGCGCGGUCGGCGGACUUGCAGUCGCAGUUCCAGGAGAGCUUCGCGGCUUUGAGGCGAUGCAUAAGAAGUACGGAAAGCUACCUUGGUCGCACCUCUUUGAGCCAAGUAUCAAGCUUGCACGGAAUGGAUUCCCACUCACGGAGGAUAUGGCUCGUGUCGUCAACAUCAAGACGCGCGCCCCUGACUCCGACAACCCCAAGUCGUCCUGGGUAUAUUCACACCCAACGCUCUCGCAAUGGCUGACCCGGGAUGGCGAACUUCUUCCUAUCGGUACCCUGCUGACUCGGCCAUCAUACGCCAACACGCUCGAGACGAUAGCCAGAGAGGGCGCAGCUGCCUUUUACACAGGCGAAAUUGCACAUGGCAUCGUCGAUGCUGUCCAGGCAGAGGGUGGCGUGAUGACGCUGGAAGACCUGCGGGCGUAUGAAGUACGGAGGGUUGAACCUCUGAGCGUGCAAUUUCGGGGACACAAAGUCACCUCGGUUGGAGCGCCUGCAAGCGGCGCUGUGGUGCUCGCUGCACUCAAUAUUCUGAACAAUUUCGACGAUGUUGGCGGCCCCAGCACCGUGAAGGACGCGCAUCGGAUGAUAGAGAGCUUGAAGCACGCAUUCGCUCACCGUACCUUGCUUGGCGACCCGAUGUUCGUGCCCGGUUUGGACGCAGCCCAACGCGAAUUCAUUUCUCCCGAGCGGGGGCGGAUGCUUUGGGCAAAGAUAAAUGAUGCAAAGGUGCACGCGCCGUCUGAAUACAAAGCGGAAGGAUUCCAGACGGUCAAGACUGACGGUCGCAUCGAGGUCAAGAUGGACAACGGAACAAGCCACAUCGUCGCAGCCGAUGCCAGCGGGCUUGUCGUGUCCUUAACGACCACUAUCACUCUCUUUUGGGGCUCGCGUAUCAUCGUCCCAUCCUCGGGAAUCGUGCUCAACGAUUCCAUGGAGGACUUCAGCGUCGAAGGCGUAUCGAAUUUUUGGGGCUACCUACCCACGCCCGCGAACUACAUCGAAGGCAACAAACGCCCGCUAUCUUCCACCUCACCUUUCAUUAUCGAAGACGCCCAAGGCCGCUUCCGAUACGCAGGGGGCGCGGCUGGCGGGAGUAGGAUCGUGAGCUGCAAUGUGCAGCAUAUUCGAAAUGUGCUGGACUACAACAUGGACCCUGCCGAAGCGCUCGCAUAUCCUCGUCUGCACGACCAGAUUGCACCCCAGGAGACGCAUCUGGAGGAGGGAUGGGAUCGAGAGGUGGCCGCGGAGUUGGAGAGAUUGGGUCAUAAUGUGAAGUGGUUGCCAGUUGCGGCCUCGACGGCCUGCGGGGUCUCAUACAACUCGGACAUCGAUGAGUGGAAGGCCGCGGGCGAGCCACGGAGGAAGGUGGCAGGAGGAGAGGUCGUGUAG